Cynara cardunculus var. scolymus (artichoke) is the source of this 940-nucleotide messenger RNA. RefSeq names its product probable F-actin-capping protein subunit beta. Gene Ontology annotation, biological process: actin cytoskeleton organization; cell morphogenesis; barbed-end actin filament capping. The transcript is spliced from 8 exons. Gene Ontology annotation, molecular function: actin filament binding. Gene Ontology annotation, cellular component: cytoplasm; F-actin capping protein complex. NCBI's taxonomy places the organism in Eukaryota, Viridiplantae, Streptophyta, Magnoliopsida, Asterales, Asteraceae. The record is from RefSeq and is a predicted model, not a curated record. The coding region runs from base 52 to 825 and encodes 257 amino acids.
UCUUGAGAGGGAAAUCUUCAGAUCAAGCGUUUUUCCCACUUUCUUGUGAAAAUGGAGGCAGCAAUGGGAUUGAUGAGAAGGAUGCCUCCAAAACACACAGAGACGGCUCUCUCCGCCCUCCUCAGCCUCUUGCCACACCACUCCUCCGAUCUGCUCUCUCAAGUUGAUCAGCCUCUUCAGGUUGUAUGUGAUGUGGACAAUGGGAAAGAAUUCAUUUUGUGCGAGUACAACAGAGAUGCCGACUCUUACAGAUCACCUUGGUCAAAUAAGUACCAUCCUCCUUUGGAAGACGGGAUGUACCCAUCGUCUGAAUUGAGAACACUAGAAGUUGAGGCAAAUGAAGUAUUCACAGUAUAUCGUGACCAAUAUUAUGAAGGCGGUAUCUCAUCAGUCUAUUUGUGGGAGGAGGAUGACAACGAAGGCUUCGUAGCUUGCUUCUUGAUUAAAAAAGAUGGAUCAAAAUAUGGACAUGGUAGACGAGGUUAUCUCCAUGAGGGUGGGUGGGAUGCUAUACAUGUUAUCCAGGUUGGGCCAGAAGAGGAAGGAAUGGCUCAUUACUGUCUAACAAGUACUAUAAUGCUGUCAUUGACUACAAAUAGUGAGACAUCCGGCACGUUUAGUUUGUCAGGAUCAAUUAGGAGACAGAUGAAAGCAGACCUCUCUGUUGAAGAGGGUCAUCUGUGCAAUAUGGGAAAGAUGAUAGAAGAAUUGGAGGGAAAACUGAGGAAUCAACUUGACCAGGUGUACUUUGGGAAAACAAAGGAGAUGGUAUGCACUUUGCGUCCUCCUCCUGAACUGCUGCUGCCAGAGACCAGAAAUCCAUAAAUUCAACUUGUUUCUUCUAUUGGUGUGUGAAUGUGUAAUUUUGGAUCUUUAGUCGAAUCUCUUGGAUUUUUGUGCUUACAACUUACUGAAUGACAGAAAUGCAAGUGUUUCUUCA